AGGCGCUGGGAACGUGAGCGCCAGGACACGAGCUAUGGAGCUGCGCCGCGAGAGGACGCGCGUUUUACAGGGAGCUCGGCUUUGCAUGAGCCGCGCGGGCUGAACGCGGACGCCGGUCCUCGCCGAGUGAAACGAAGAAAGGCACGCGACUGGCCGCAUAACCCCACGCGGAUGUAAGAGGAUCUCGGUUUGUUCACCGCGCGGACGCUUCGUUUGCACGCGCAAAGACGGUCACCUGCGCGCGGACUGAGCCUCCGGAAGCCUGGAUCUGUCUUACGUAACGGGGCUUCGCGUGAGUCCCGGAGAGGAGACGAGAGUUCAGCACGUGUGGAACAAGAGACUAUACUUGGCAGAUGAACAGAAGCGAUUCAAGCGUAAAAAAGGAUUUCCUUCCAGCCGAACCUCUGAUGGGGCACAAAUGACAUCCAAACAGCUGCACUGCUGAGGCACGCCCACCAGACCACGCCCGCCAGACCACGGCCAGCGACACUGACUUCCAGCAAUUAACGGAUGUCAGUCUGUUUUGCAGCCCAGCGGGGUUUGACAAAUUAGAUUUAUUUUAUUUUAUUUUUCAUUUUAUUUUGUUUUGUUUUGUUUUUCCCACUGAACCUUGCUGUGGAAGUGCAAGCCGGGACAACAGAAGAAUGAACACACUGCGAGACCGAAACACGUUCACCGUAAAGGCAGACGUCAUAUUCCACGCAGCAAACCAUGACCCCUCGGGCCAGUCGAUCAUUCCCGAAGGGAACGACGAUGACUGUAUUCCGAGAGCAGCUGUUCUCGACACAGGAACGCCGCAGGGGCACCACGCUCUCUGCCAGCAGAGAUCCUGGGAUACGGUGGAAUUUGGAAGUCUGACUGAAACCGGAAGCUUGGGAUGCGGCCUAGCAGCGGGAAAUUCCCUUCAGGACGGCAGCUCAAGUGACAGUGGGUUUCAGGAACACCCUCAGUCGGUGGGAGGAGCUAAAGCGGAGAUGCUGGACCUCGUUGUUGGUCAUCCGAAUGAGGCGUUCAGUAAGAAUGGGAUUAAGGAAUGUUCCAGCGGGAAUGAAGUCUCCUGCAGUCUGGACGCGUCUCUCAAGACUAGGUUGGACACUGCAGAGGAGACUGAAGCCACAAAGAGUCUAAGUGAUGUCAGAAACAAGGAAACAAGGCGUUUGGAACAGGCGCUGGGUCAUUUUUUAGGUUCGGACACGGAAAGAAGAGGUGGUGUGGGGAGCCCGUACGGUGCUACGCAUGGACAGUCGGCGCCGGGGUUGGCUCAGGUCGUAAAGCACAGCGGUAAUGGGUUAGGAAGUACCCCAUCACUCAGAGAGCAGCCCGAUCUAGUCAUCGAAGUGGGGGGCCGGAAAAUCCAAGCACAUAAGUGUGUGUUGGCGGAGAAGAGUGACUACUUCAAAGCCAGGCUUUCGCGGGACAUUCUCAAGGUCAAAGGGGUGAACUACAAGACAUUGACGGUGUUGAUAGAUUAUGUUUACUCUUCCAAGAUGGACGUUAACAAGGAAAACGUCGUGGACGUCAUCACAGGGGCGAAAAUCCUGCAGAUGCCGUGUGCGGUGCAGGCCGCCGUGGACGGCGUGUCUUCACAACUCACGAGCGAAAACUGCUACGAGAUUCUAGCCAUCGCCAAAAAGCAACGUCUGAACACUCUGAAGGAGACAGCCUACCGCUUCAUGAGCGACAACUUCCUGCAGGUUCUGCGCGACCCCGCGGUGUACGGGCGCCUAACGGGCGCAGAGAGGGACCUGGUCCUCAGGAAACGCAUGGAGGGCGGUGCGUGCCUGAUGGCAGCCGAGAUCGAGGACGUGUUCGAGCGCGCUGGCAGCCGCCCCCCGAGCAGGAGCAACAGUCGCCCACAGAGCCCCCUGUUGGGCGCCUCCUUGGAGGAUAGCCACGUGAUCUACUGCUACAGCGAGGCCGCGCGGGACUGGCGCACGCUGACCGUCAUGCCCGAGGACGUCAGCACCAAAGGCUGCGGCAUCUGCUGCAUGUACAACUACCUGUUCGUGGCAGGCGGAAUCCGCGGCUGCAGCGAGAAGGCUAAGGCGUCGGACAGGGUGUUCUGCUACAACCCCGUGACGGACCGCUGGAGCGAGGUCCGGCCCAUGAGCCAGGCCAGAGCGCAGCUCAAGCUGGUGUCCGCGGACGGCUGCCUGUACGCCGUCGGCGGUGAGUGCCUGUUCACGGUGGAGAGGUACGACCCCCGCGCGGACCGCUGGACCGCUGUGGCGGCCCUGCCCAAGGGCGCCUUCGCCGUGGCCCACGAGGCCACCGCCUGCAACGGCGAGCUGUACGUAUCAGGCGGCUCGCUGUUCUACCGGCUGCUCAAGUACGACCCCAAGCGGGACGAGUGGCAGGAGUGUCCGUACAACAACAGCCGCAGGAAGUCGGCCGACAUGGUGGCGCUGAGGAACUUUAUCUACCGCUUCGACGUCGGCCGCGAGCUCGGCGUCGGCGUGUUCAAGUACAACACCAUCGUCAAGAUGUGGCAUGACUGCGCCGCCCAGCGCCAGGGGAGUUCGCUGCCCUUCAGGUGUGCCGUCCUGGGCAACUGUAUCUACUGCGUCAACAAGAACCAGACCCUGAAGUUCGUGGUGGAGGAGGACGGUGCACGCUUCGCCGAGGAACCUCUGAAGGCACCUCAGGAUGCUAAAGGGGUUCUGUUCCCCUUCGUGUUGAACCUGCCUGACAGGGGUGACCGAAAUGUGUGACGGAGAGGUUUUUUUUGUUGUUGUUGUUGUUUUGGGGGGGGUUUUUUCAUUGGGGGAAGAAUUGGAAGCGGAUGAAAGCAUGAUGGAGAAUCGCAAUCAAACACAAAGCUUUAUUUGGGAAACCUUUCUUUGCAGCUUGGUGGACGGACGCCUCCACAUAAAGCCUUGGAAGGACGUCUCUUCUGUCGCGGCGCGGAGGGACGUCGGCGGCGCGGUUUUCCAGUUGUCUGGCGGCACAAAAAAAUAUACGACUCACUGUCAUAAAACGACCACGAAGAGCACAGUGACACAGUUGUAAUAUCCCUUUUGCUUCUACGCAGAGCCUAUGCAAGUACAGCACAACGUUAUUAAGAUGAUGAAGUGCCAAACUGCACAAAAGAGAGAAUUAAAUGAGGGUAAUGUAGUGAAAAUAAUGUAGAAAAAUAAUCUAGGCCUUCUGGAUCGGUGAGUGAAUGCCUUUGAAAGCCCAGCCAUUGAAGCGUAACUCGUUAUCCCUGCGAAACGUCUGUACGCUGUUUCAGAGCACAAAGCACUUGAAUUUUCUCUCCUUUGGGCAGCACCGAGAAAAGACACAAAAGAUUUGUACAAGAGAACUGAGACGGUGUGAAGGUGCUCCACAACCUAAUUACUGUUUAGUUAAUGAAGUAUCAGCACUUAUUAGAUUACAACAGCAAGCCAGCAAAGUUCCUCGGCCACGGUUUUAUUGGUCUUCAGAGUGAGGUGGCUGUGUGUCUUAGUUACGUCAGUUCUUAUUCUAAGAGGAAAAAUGGCAAAAACUUGAGUGUUUGUCCGUUGUAAUAAAUGUUUAUGACAGAAUGGGAGUUUUAACAAAGACAACCAGGCUGACAGAGUGGUUUAAAGCACAAAUCUAAGAGGAUGACAGACGUUUCACUCUGUACUACGCACAUUCUCCGAGCUUGCUGGGUUGAGGUUCCAUAGUUCGGGAGAGAAUGACUCCUACAAAACUGAUAGAAGAGUUAAAGAGUUAUUUCCCUUCCACUCAGGUGGGCUACAGUCCCUGAAGACCAUGACUGGCUGUCACAUGCAGUUGUACUAACGUGAUAAACUAGCCUCACGGACGUGUGCAAACAGAGAUGUUGUGCACAUUUUAAAUGCUUCAGUAGUUUGCAAUAACAUAGUCAGGGGAGCAAUGGGGUGUGUGUGUGUGUGUGUGUGUGUGUGUGUGUGCUGUCCUGCCAAAAUUUAGCUUCUGCAUUCUGUUACUUUAACAGCUAAACUGGAGCCUGUCCUACAUUCUAGUUUUACUCCGAGUGCUUUAUUAAUUAACCUUCAUGCAGGCUGCAUCUCUUCAUAACAUUGCUACAGACAUUACGAGAGAGAUGGAUGGAUGGAUGGAGCGUCUGUCUCUCUGUCACUGGGUGCUCUAUGACUGUGAUUGGGAGCCUAAGACUCAGACAAAAAAAUGAAUGCGCAUACCUGCCUUGUUUAGUGUCAAGACUGCAAGCAUAUCUGUUUCUUUUAAGCAACCCAUGAAAAUCUGAUUAGGCGUUAAUCUGAUUAGGCGCUACUCUGAUUAUGCAUUAAUAUGAUUAGGUGCUAAUCUGGUUAGGCGUUAAUCUGAGUAGGCACUAAUGUGAUUAGGCGUUAAUAUGAUUACACAUUAAUAUGAGUAGGUGCUAAUAUGAUUAGGCGUUAAUCUGAGUAGGCGCAAAUCUGAUUAGGUGUUAAUCUGAGUAGGUGCUAAUCUGAUUAGGCGUUAAUCUUAUUAGGCAUUAAUCUGAGUAGGUCCGAAUCUGAUUAGGCGUUAAUCUGAGUAGGCGUUGCCCAAGCGUAGACUUUAUAAUAGCUUCCUUUUGGGUUUGUAAUGGCUACACAGUACAUAUAUGACAGCUGUAUACGACACUAUAUCACUACGUUAAACCGUCUGGUUUUCCUUUAUAUUCCCAUGUCUCGUUUGCAUUAGGACAGUAAUCUGGGGUUUACACGGGGGUUCCGAGGCUGCGACCGGAGCCAUGUGUCCAUGUGUCCAUGUGUCCAAAACAUACCUGCGAGUUUCUGACACACGGAAGCUGCCCUCUGCCGAGAGAGCGACAGCUUCUGGUUUGCAUGUGCGGCAGCUCUUAUAGGUGGUACAGUGCUGGCGGCCUCUACUGGGCCACAGAGACGCGCCAGAGUGUGACGUGGACGUGCUUCUGGAGUGUGAAAUGCUUGAUUGGUUUAGGUGGCGUGUGACUCAAAGCUUUCUAACUGGAUUUGUUUAACUGUCUAACAAAUGUGUUUCAGUGCUGAAAAUAAAUAGUUUGGAUUA
Messenger RNA from Electrophorus electricus (electric eel), 4980 nucleotides. RefSeq names its product kelch repeat and BTB (POZ) domain containing 11 (gene kbtbd11). NCBI's taxonomy places the organism in Eukaryota, Metazoa, Chordata, Actinopteri, Gymnotiformes, Gymnotidae. Gene Ontology annotation, molecular function: protein binding. The record is from RefSeq and is a predicted model, not a curated record.